ACCAUUACAUGUUGCUCACAGUAUCGCGGCGGGAGAGAUUCUGAUCAAAAGGUCCCGACACCAGAGACAGUGAGCUCACAAACUUAUAUCAGCCAGACUUGUUGUUGUCGACUCAGUGCUGGUGCUGGGUGGGAGGUGUUGCUUCUCUAUAUGAAUGGACUACUGACUUAUUACACCUGAGACGAAAGGUCUUCCAGGAUAUCUGUGUUCCUGCACAUGGAGGCAGUGGCCUACCUGCUGUGAUCCUAGAGAGAACAUUAAAUAUGGCAUUACCAGCUGAAACCACCUCAACAUCUACGUGGCCACUGCCUCCUACACAAUAUAUUAAUCUCUAUACUGAUGAAAACAUACGAAGAGGAAGAGCUCCCAAGCCACCACUGCCUAUACACAAUGAAUAUACAAUGUUUGGUGUCCCAUUUAAUGCAGAUGAUGCCAUUAUUAGGCCUCUAGAAUCUCAGGCCAUCCGUCGCCUUUACCCUCAAAACUUUGACCAUCGGAGGGAACUGAAGAAAUUAAACCAUUCUAUAUUAGUUAACUUCUUGGACCUUUUGGACAUCCUUAUAAAGUGUCCAGACUCAACAAAACGUACAGACAAGAUCGAGGAUAUCAAUAUUCUAUUCAUCAACAUGCAUCAUCUGAUUAAUGAAUUCCGACCACAUCAGGCACGAGAGACUGUGCGAGUCAUGCUUGAAAUGCAGAAGCGGCAGAGACAUCAGGUUGCGGAACGGUUAGAAAGACAAGAAGACGAUGUGAGUAGACUUGUUAGAGAAGCUUUGGCUUCUCUUCCGGACAAUGUAGACCUUGAUUCAAAACUACUUGUGCCUUCCGCUGAGGAGCUCCAGUUAAGGCCAAAGAAUGAUGGUGGCAGUGCUGCUGAGGAUAAGUGCUCAAGCUUAGACAGACUCAUGUGCAAUAUUGUGGAUGCAUUGUAGAAAGAUACUAAAGAAUUAUACAUAUAAACAAUUCUAUAUUAUAUAAAGUAUCAUAAGAUACUGUUGCAGAAAGUGCCACGAAUAUAGUAAUAAUAAAAGAUAUGAUUUUGAUGCAAAUACAGUAAUAUAUUUCGUGAAAGUGAAGGCUUUCACUCGCUGACUGAGAAGAAUGUUGAUGCAGAAGUUUUGUAACUUUUAUAUGUCCACAUCUCGUAUUUAUUGCAGGAGUACAGUAUAUGAAGAAAAGAAAGUGUCUUACCAAAUUUUACGAUAGAUAUUAUUUUGAGGAUUAAUUUCAGCAUUAUGUGAGAAAGAAUUCACUACAGCAAUAUUAUUGAUAGUUCUUGAGCUAUUGUAAUACUGUAGUUUUAUUUUGUUUAUAAAACCCAAUGAGAUUUUAUUGGGAAAGUGAAAUUCAAGUUUUCUCUAUUAUGUCCAGUUUUAAAUGUUCUGUCAAACUUAUUCCAAAGUUGCAGGCUGGCUGGAAAAUAGAUAUUUAAGGCCCACAGGUCUUUUCUUUAGUAACCUGUGAGAAAGCCUCCAUAGAACACUUUCAAGCAGAGCCUGCCAUAUUCAGGGGAGUGUUUAUAUUCUGAAGCAGGGACAUUGUUUUACAGGGAUCACUGAAAAAGAAAUGCAGAACAGCUUCACACCCAGUCUAAUCAUGUUUAAUGUGGACAAAACCUGGUACAAUAGUCCUUUGAAAUUACAUUCGGAAAGCGAAAAAUUUCACCAGGAUGAAUUCUUGAAGCUGAUUUGGUAAUACAAGUAUAUUACAGUACAGUCCCUAACCAUUCCUCUGUAUUUAAAUGAGAUAUUUUAGGGACUUUUGUACUGUAUAGAGAAAAGCUAGUUCUUAAUCUCAAGAAUAGCUCAUAUCCACCCUAGGAGUUGUAAUUUACAUUUAUUUUAUUUCUUAUUUAUUAUUUCACCACUUAUUAGCACUGUAAACAAAGUUCUGGGAAUUUAAUAUGAUGCAAUAACUUAUAUGGGGCCAAGCAUGUUUUUCAUUUUUACAGGUAAUAUGUAUCCUUUAUUAUAGAAUGGAAAUAAGUGUACUGUAUUACUACAGUAAUACUGUAUAUUCAUUAUAGAUGUUGGCUCAGUAUUUCACUGUUCACUUUGUUACAAAUCCCAUCCAGUUUCUCGUAAACACAGGGAUAAUGUUAUUACUGUACUGUACAGCAUGUAUUUCACAUAUUUUGUUUAUUAUUGUCUCAAAGUCAUUGUGUACACCAAAAAUUAUCAUAACAUCAUUUGUGGCAUUUUAAGACAUUUUGAGUUCAUUUUAUUAUAGAAACUUAUCUCCUAAUUUAUAAUGGGAGUCUUUAGUAAAAGGUGAUCCAAUUUAAGAAAUAAUGAUUUAUGAAAAGUUUUUAAGGAAUGGAACCCUUUUGUAAAUCAUGGAAUGCCUGCACUGUACCUGUAUUAACUUUUUUAUUACUGUUACCUAAAUAUACUAUUUAAAAAAAGAAACCUGUUCACUUCUGUUUAACUACAUUUAUUUAAGUGGCAACUAUGAAUCUGACAUUAAGCCAUUUAUUAAAGAUGCCAUCAGCCAACUAAAGCAAGCCAACCUACUAACAAAUGACCUUGAGAGAGUUUUUUUUUUUAGGUAAGUCGGGUUGGUGUUACAGGUUGUACCUCUCUAGUCCGGUAACCUCGGGACCUAACCGGUGUCGGACCAUGGAAAUUCACCCUUUUCCUGGAUAGAUAGUGACUUGUGCUUAUGCUUGGAAGCACUAGCACCACUUUCUCUGCGUCAUGGUCUCUUUUAAGACAUAUUGAAGGGUUAAAUGUUGUA
Messenger RNA from Homarus americanus (American lobster), 2736 nucleotides. RefSeq names its product mediator of RNA polymerase II transcription subunit 7-like (gene MED7). Lineage: Eukaryota; Metazoa; Arthropoda; Malacostraca; Decapoda; Nephropidae. The transcript is spliced from 5 exons. Gene Ontology annotation, molecular function: transcription coregulator activity. The record is from RefSeq and is a predicted model, not a curated record. Gene Ontology annotation, cellular component: mediator complex; core mediator complex. Gene Ontology annotation, biological process: regulation of transcription by RNA polymerase II. Bases 264 to 932 code for a protein of 222 amino acids.